This is a messenger RNA of Lotus japonicus, 886 nucleotides long. RefSeq lists its product as uncharacterized. Lineage: Eukaryota; Viridiplantae; Streptophyta; Magnoliopsida; Fabales; Fabaceae. The transcript has 3 exons. The record is from RefSeq and is a predicted model, not a curated record. The coding region runs from base 76 to 591 and encodes 171 amino acids.
AUAAGAUCUGACUGGUUCAUCAUGCUAUACAGAAGGGAAAGAAAGAGCAUUUUGUAUUGUUAGAAGAAAGAAACCAUGGCAGCUUCUGCUACUACCACCUUCUUCUCAUUACCAUCAAUACAAAAUCAACAUGCAUCAUUACCCACACCGUUUCUGGGUGUUCCUCAAUGCCAGAGUAAAUUCUUUGGUAUAAGAAAAAAACCACCGCAGAAGCUUGUGGUGGUGGCGGUGACCAAAGACUCCGAUGAAAAAGUCCCGUCCUGGGCUAAACCAGACUCCGAUGAACCUCCUCCGUGGGCUCGCGAUGAAGCCAACAACAAAACUGCUUCAUCUUCUGGAUUUGAAGUUCCCUUCUACGUUUAUCUACUCGCCUCUGCUAUCACUGCAAUUGCAGCUGUAGGUUCCAUUUUCGAAUACGUGAAUCAGAAACCAGUCUUUGGGCUUCUUCCCUAUGACAGUGUGUUUUAUGCUCCCGUGCUUGGUUUCUUCGCCUUCACUGGCAUUCCCUCUUCGAUUUUCCUUUGGUACAAGUCUGUUCAAACUGCCAACAAGGAAGCUGAAGAACAAGAUAAGAGAGAUGGCUAUUUAUAGAAGCCAUGUGUAAACUUCCAAUCUACUGCCUUUUUUAUCUCACCUUUUCUGUAACUGUAAAUCACACAAGAAAAUUGCAGAUAAUGCCAUAGGGUAAGUCAAAGUCCAGUGUGAAUAUUUAUGAGGUUUUGUGAAUAUCUAUCGACAGAUUAGCUUAUUGAACACAAUGCCAUAAUGUAUUCUGCAAUCAGCACAAUUUCCUUUUAUAUGGUUUGUGCGAUUAUCAUGAUGACUCUCAUCUGAAACUGCUUUACCUUCCCCCUUUGUUAUGACAAUUGGUUGUAAGGGUUACUUA